UCAAAGUUACUGCUAAACUGCUUCUGCUUGUAGAAGAGCUUAGUGACAAAAGACCAGACAACAAAGAUAUAAUAAAUAUCAGAUGGAUAGUGUUUUUUGUAACAGUUAAUACAACAAUUUGGAACUAG
Dentiscutata erythropus is the source of this 128-nucleotide messenger RNA. NCBI's taxonomy places the organism in Eukaryota, Fungi, Glomeromycota, Glomeromycetes, Diversisporales, Gigasporaceae. The record is from the annotation of a GenBank genome assembly.